CUGAAGUAACUGAAGUCAGUUACUAUCAUAUUAUCUCUUAUCCAGGCCCAUUGAGCUCCCAGAGCACAAGACAGACCUUCACAGCCCAUAAGAAACACUCUUUGGCAAGGGGACAGUACUUUCCGACUGACUGUUCACCGUAUCGUCACUGAGUCCAGCGCGACUCCAUUGCGCCCCGAGGGAUUCUUGCAUCAUAGUAUCGCAUCGAAGCAUGGCGUCCAAAAUAGUCGUCAUCGGGGGCGUCAACUGCGAGCUGCAGGACGUUUUCACCAAGCUUGCCAAGCUGCACGUCAAGCAGAAUUUCUCCUUUGCCAUCAUCGUCGGCGACCUCUUCGGCGACUGCGCGACGGAGCAUGAGUUGGAGCAGAUCUCCGCCCUGCUCUCUGGCAGCAUUGCCGUACCGCUGCCAACAUAUUUCUCGCUGGGCAGCCGGCCCCUUCCCACCAGAGUGGUUGAGGCCAUUGAGGCCAACGACGAAGUCUGCCCUAACCUGUACUUCCUGGGUCGUCGGGGCACCCUGAAGACGGCCGAGGGCAUCCGCAUCGUUUCCCUGGGAGGCAAGCUCGCGGCCGACAACCAGGCCUCCUCCGACAAGUACGACCCGAGCUACACCGAGGCCGACGCUCGCACGCUGCACGGCGCGCACUCCGCCGACAUCCUCAUCACCAACCAAUGGCCCAAGGGGAUCCGCACGGGGUCCAAAGCGCCGUUUCCCGAGGAAGCCUCGACGGCGCCCCCUGAAGAAGUCCAAUGCAUAUCCGACCUCUGCGCGACGCUGAAGCCGCGCUACCACCUGUCCUCGACCCCGGACUUCUUCUUCGAGCGCGAACCCUUCUUCCACCUCCCCACCACCGAAGACGACCCUCCCGAUGCGAAGCCCCUCACCCGCUUCAUCAGCCUCGCCUCGUACCGCAAGGCCAGCAAGCAGAAAUGGAUGUACGCCUUCACGCUCGACCCCAAAGCCGCCGCCGCCCUCACCAUCCCCACCGGCGCAACCGCCUCCCCUUUCCCCGCCGCCGCCCUCGCCCUCAAACGCAAGCCCCUCGCCAGCCAACAGGACAGCUACCAACGCUUCGACCAAAGCCACAACAACCACGAGCAACACCGGCCGCGCAAGCGCGCGCGCAACAACAACCAACCCCCGCCGGGCCCCGACCAAUGUUUCUUCUGCCUCUCCAACCCCAACAUCGCCACCCACCUCAUCACCUCCAUCGGCGAAGAGAGCUACCUGACCACCGCCAAGGGCCCGCUCCCCACCGCCCGCACCUUCUCGUCCUACAACCUCCCCUUCCCCGGCCACAUGCUCAUCAUCCCCUUCACCCACACCCCGACCCUCCACACCAUCACCGACGCACCCGCCCGCCAUGCCACCUUCGCCGAGAUGACCCGCUACCGCACCGCCCUGCACGCCAUGCUCCACCGCCGCGCCGCCGGGGCCCUCGGCGCCGUCACCUGGGAAGUCAGCCGCGGCAAUGGCAUCCACGUGCACUGGCAAUUCCUCCCCGUGCCCGCCGCGCUAGUCCAACGGGGCCUCGUCGAGGCUGCUUUCAAAGUGGAGGCCGAAAACCUCAAAUACCCGCGCUUCGAGGCGCCUCCCGCCGCCACAAAAGAAGACCCGAGCAGCGAACCCGGAGGGGACUUUUUCCGCGUUUGGAUUUGGAGCCCAACCCCCGCGAAUAACAAUCCAGACGCACCCGCUGCUACGGGAGAAAACUGCGAUCCAGAAGGACCAGCUGGCACAGAGAACACCCUCCUCCUCCCCCUCAGCCCGGACUUCCGGUUCGACCUCCAGUUCGGCCGCAGGGUCAUGGCUAAGCUGAUGGAGCUGGAGAAGCGCAUCGAUUGGCGCAAGGAUGUCCAGUCCCAGCAGCAGGAGGAGGCGGAUGCGGUGGCGUUCAAAGAGGCGUUCAAGGAGUUUGAUUUUACUUUAUAGGUGGAGUUGAAGGGGGAUAUACCUUAUGAAAAACUCCAAUCGACAGAGAGGAUAUAGGAGGGCAGAUGAGUUCACGUUCAGGGUUAGUUGAAAAUGAGAGAGAAUUUGGGUUAUGCAUGGACCAUCAUUUGGGACUGGCCCGGUCGGAUAGGGUGGACUGUAUCUGGACAGGUAUCGAUCCAGGUGUAUUUGUUCAUUGGUCAAGGGGUUGAUUUCUCUAGCUCUACUACGUCAACAGUCGACAUCUGGAAGAGUAUCAUGGUGCAAUAGCAUGGCAUACAACCAACCCUGACUGACAUCCCGCUGAGAAUUGGACAUUCCGAAACAGUACUGGUACCCAUCCUGUUCGUAAGAUUCAGUCAUCAUUGAUACUAAACAUACAUCAUGC
Messenger RNA from Aspergillus saccharolyticus JOP 1030-1, 2321 nucleotides. Its product is annotated as CwfJ domain protein. The record is from RefSeq and is a predicted model, not a curated record. Gene Ontology annotation, molecular function: RNA lariat debranching enzyme activator activity. Bases 212 to 1933 code for a protein of 573 amino acids. Lineage: Eukaryota; Fungi; Ascomycota; Eurotiomycetes; Eurotiales; Aspergillaceae. The transcript is spliced from 2 exons. Gene Ontology annotation, cellular component: post-mRNA release spliceosomal complex. Gene Ontology annotation, biological process: mRNA splicing, via spliceosome.